AAACGGGCGCGGCCGCAGAGCGAAGACCUCAAGGUCAUGCCACUGAAGUACGAGACGUGCGACGUAAAAGACCUGGGCGUCCUGGUAUCCGACAUGCUUAUGGAGCUGGUGCGCUUGAACGAUGACAUGCCGUUGCGGGACGGGCAGCUCACACGGUUCCAUUCAAGAGCACCGCCGGCCAUCUCGGUCAAAGACUACCUCUUCCGCCUCAUCGUCCACGCUACACUCUCGCCGCCCAUCCUGCUAUCCAUGGUCUUCUACGUCGACAAGCUCUGCUCCAUGUACCCCGCCUUCACCAUCAGCAGCCUGACCGUACACCGUUUCCUAAUAACAGCCGCCACCGUCGCCGCAAAAGGGCUCAGCGAUAGCUUCUGGACGAAUAGCUUAUAUGCGAAGGUGGGCGGCGUCAGCCUGCGGGAAUUGGCGCUACUAGAGCUGGAAUUUCUCAGAAAGCUGGAUUGGCGGAUCGUGCCGAAGCCAGAGGUCCUCGUCGAUUACUACAGGGGUCUGGUGGAGAGAGGCGAUGGUUACGUCAUGGAGAGGGAGACAGACUCUGAGGUAUCUUCAACCCCCGAGAGUUCAGCGGCAUCAUCGCGGAUUGAUGCGUUGGUUGCGAGCACGACCGGCUCCAGCGAUUAA
Messenger RNA from Paraphaeosphaeria sporulosa, 639 nucleotides. Its product is annotated as cyclin-domain-containing protein. Gene Ontology annotation, biological process: regulation of cyclin-dependent protein serine/threonine kinase activity. The transcript is spliced from 2 exons. Gene Ontology annotation, molecular function: cyclin-dependent protein serine/threonine kinase regulator activity; protein kinase binding. Lineage: Eukaryota; Fungi; Ascomycota; Dothideomycetes; Pleosporales; Didymosphaeriaceae. The annotation marks the transcript as partial. The record is from RefSeq and is a predicted model, not a curated record. Gene Ontology annotation, cellular component: cyclin-dependent protein kinase holoenzyme complex; nucleus.